AGAUGAGAGCGGCAAUUACGGGUUCGAAAGAAGUGACAUGUACGAAAGCAAACUUGCCGGAAGUGUUGAACAGUACGAACGACACUUGUUCCUUUGCUACAAAUCUCAUGAGUUGUGGCCUACACGCGUCGAGGAAUCUGAUGCCGAUCCUCUCCCUAAGCUUCUUGCCUCUGCCCUAAAAGCUCGUAAAGACGACAUUAAACUCAAGACUCGUUUGACCAUAUGCGAGGCAGGCGACAAUGGGAAGUUGUCCGAUGGAGACGUACUGAUUUUUCCCGAAAUGAUUCUAUACAGGGGCUUAAUAGAGUCCGAAGUCGAUAGCUUUGUUGAGGAUGUGCUUGUAAAUGAAAAGGCUAAGUUGUCUGGAAAGAUCGAAAAAUUGAGUGGCUCAUACGUAUUUGUCUGUUGUCAUAACAAUCGAGACCGAAGAUGUGGGGUUUGUGGCCCGAUUUUGAUUGAGAAGUUUAAGGAAGAGAUUGAAUCCAAAGAUUUGAAGAAGCAUAUAUCUGUGACUGCUUGCUCACAUGUAGGAGGGCACAAGUAUGCUGGCAAUGUGAUCAUCUUUAGUGCAACUCCUCAUGGAAAAAUUGCUGGUAACUGGUACGGGUAUGUUACACCUGGCGACAUUCAUGAAUUGCUUGAUAAACAAAUUGGGCGGGGGGAAGCCAUUGAUCGGAUUUGGAGGUGUGCUUUCUUUCUUCAUCUUCCUUUUCUUAAUAUCAUGAAAAAUGAAUAUUUUAUGCAUAUCAUGAUUAUAUACAGGGGCCAAAUGGGUGCUAAUGUGAAAAGAGUUGAGGAACCGAAUCAUACUAAUGGAACAAAUGUGAAGAGCAGCGAGAAACAACCCGAAGAGAUUGUUGCUGCUUCGGCAAGUAAUGGUGGAGGGUGUUGCAGAGGUGUUACUGGAUUUUCAUGCUGCAGAGACGAGAAUGUUGAGAAGAAACCAGUUAAAAAAGGACUCUUUUCGUGGAUAGGGAAUGUUGAGCGACGCCACGUUAUCACUACUGUUGCAGUGGUGGGUGCAGUUGCUGCAGCUGUUGUGGCUUAUGGUGCGUACUGAACUCUACUAUGGCGACCACUGUGCGCGAAAAAAAUGGAAUACACUAGAUAAUCGAGUUAUUUGAGAUUUUGAUAUACUAUUGAUUGGGUUUGUAUAAUCAUUUUUUGUUUGAUCUUAUAUUCUUGUAUGUGUGUAUUUAUUACUUCCUUGGUUGCAUGAUUUACGAAUAAAUAAGUUGUAACGGGAAUCCCUUUAUUGUGGAUAUAUUCUACCUAUUAAAAGGUCGUGCAACAAAGUUUUUUAUGUAUUUUUUGAAUUGAUGUUUGUGUGCUACUUUGACAUUAUUAAUCCGUAAAUGUGGUUUUAAUAUUUUUGAUAUGAUAGUGUUUUAUUUUUGUGUACAAUAGCUGAUAGUACAGGUUAAAUUUGCUAAUUGAAAAUAAUAAAACUAAACCAAAUUUAAUAUUAAAAAACUAAAAACUUUCAGACUUACUCACACUCGUCGCAAACAUAAUCGACACUUGGGACAAAUCACAUUACAAAAUCGUCGCAACAUUGACGAGUGGCUUGCGACGAAAAUGUUUUUUAGUCACCAAAAUAUUCAAAGCAGUUGUGACGAAAAUAUUCCAAACGAUGAUAUAGUUUGCGACAAAACCAAUUAUUGCCGCUAAAUGUUUGCAACUUAUUGUGUAUUCAUCGCGAGUAAUUUGCGCCAAAAUAAUGCAAUCCCUCGCGAGUAAU
Molecule: messenger RNA, 1741 nt
Organism: Erythranthe guttata (spotted monkey flower)
Lineage: Eukaryota; Viridiplantae; Streptophyta; Magnoliopsida; Lamiales; Phrymaceae
Source: RefSeq, a predicted model, not a curated record